Molecule: messenger RNA, 1738 nt
Organism: Xiphophorus maculatus (southern platyfish)
Lineage: Eukaryota; Metazoa; Chordata; Actinopteri; Cyprinodontiformes; Poeciliidae
Gene: tmem126a
Product: transmembrane protein 126A-like
Exons: 1
Coding region: 776-1384 (202 amino acids)
Biological process (GO): mitochondrial respiratory chain complex I assembly
Cellular component (GO): mitochondrion
Source: RefSeq, a predicted model, not a curated record
CUGGUUUUGGAAUGGAUAAAGCGAAUAGAGAUUAUGCUUCUGAAGUAACCCUGACUUGAACUCUAUAAAAUAUUUAUGGGCUACCCUUAAAAACAAAGUCGCAGAAAAGCAACCCAUUUAAACUCAUUUACUAUUUCUCAUAAAAGGAAUGCCCAAAUACACAUACAGAAUUAUAACAGCUUUUUAAAGCCUACAAAAAGGGAUCUGUUUCAAAUUCAACCUUCUAAAAUGCAUUUAGCCUUGUAUUAAUGGGGUAUAUAAUGCAUAACUUGGGCCAUGGGUGGAUCUGCAAUGAAUUCAAUUUGUUCAUCCACUUGUUUCGUUUUUAAUCACAGAAGUUGCUUAUUAUGCUAUCACCCUUCUAUACUUGCUGUGUUUUUGUAAGUCCUCAUGAGCAUUUUUUGAGUGUAAUUCAAAAUAUUUCCUUAUGCAAAAUAUGCUUGUGUAACAACUUUCAAAACUAUGUGAAUAUACGGCACAGUUUUAUCUGAAAUCUUAUAAUCUUUCAUUGUCUUUUCCACAGUCAUGUUCCACACACUUUUUUAAUCAUAAAAAUAAAACAUAACAUAGUAGGGAGUUCGUCGUCAUCGUAAAAUUACUGUAAACAAGCCUACCAGGCUGUGCGCAGGGCCGAAAAACCCACGUUGCAUGAACAGGGAAUUGUGGGUACAAUAUGUCUGCGCCCUAUCUUUAACCUGAUAACAUUUUUAUAGUGCAGUUUGUCAAAGAUUCCUGUUAUUAGAACAGGUUUGUUGUGGCUUUCAUUGAGAGGAUCAUGUCUGAACACGCCGAGCAGAAGAGCGGACCGGGAUUGUCCAGGGCCGUGAUUGCCGAGAUGCUGUUGAAGAACUUUGAGAAGCUGUCUGACUCUGAUCAGAAGUUAUUCACGCACGGACCUCUGUACCUGGGGGGAAACGCCGGGUUUGCGGGGCUGAUCGCCAACAGCUUGUACCGGAGGGCUCUGAACGUCCACGCGGCGCGCAUCGCCUCCAACCUGCCUAUGGCGGUGCUGCCCUUCCUCACCACCACCGCCCUGUACAACGCGGUGGUGUCGCAGCCGCUGCUGUCCGGCGAUCUGAACUGUCCCACCUGCUCCCUGAUCAGAGGCGCGCUGGUCGGGGCGGUCGGUGGUGGAGUCUACCCGAUGCUGCUGGCUUUGCCGUUGAAUGUCGGCCUCGCAUCCAGAUACAGCACGGCUCCGAUGCCAGAGAAGGGCACAAUGCUGCGGUACUGUGUGGAAGUCUCCAGACCCGUCUUUAACAAGAUGAGAGCAGUUUUCCUGCUACAGGCUUUCUUUGGCACCUACCUGGGCUCCAGGCAUUUCGAAAGUUACGCCAAGCUGGCCCAGAUAACCUUCAGCAAGGAGGAAGGACUGCAAGAGUGAAAGGACUGGACUGAGAAUAACCAGCUCGUUUUAUACCGAUGAAAAUCGGAUUUACCUCUGGGUGUUUCCCAGAAAAUAAAAUGACAUACGAACUAAUAUUUAUCACAGCAUUGUCUGAAAUUAUUUUGUCACAUCACAAAACUGAAAUGAACCUCCCUAUGACAAACAAACUCCAGGAAAUUCUGAUAAUGCUUAAAACAGAUGACCAGUCAUAAGUUUUGUUUUUUAAGACUGUGACAGUGAAGAAAAAUAUAGUUUAGUUUAUAUAAAUGGCGUUUUACUCUCCAUAUGUUGCUGUUCUCCGUUUCAACAUGGAUCAUCUAUUGUGUCCAAAAUAAAGUAAAUGAUUAAUGA